Argiope bruennichi is the source of this 4537-nucleotide messenger RNA. RefSeq lists its product as uncharacterized. The record is from RefSeq and is a predicted model, not a curated record. NCBI's taxonomy places the organism in Eukaryota, Metazoa, Arthropoda, Arachnida, Araneae, Araneidae. The coding region runs from base 39 to 1004 and encodes 321 amino acids. The transcript has 5 exons. Gene Ontology annotation, molecular function: protein binding.
GUGACUUUCGGGAAUUCGGAUGUUUUGCUUCAUUUACUAUGAAUUUCAUUUUUUGUGUACCAGUCUUUAUUUUAAUAAAUUGUCUUCAUUCUGCUUCAACAUAUGAAGUUUCUUAUCUGAAAUAUUGCCUCAAUGAGAGUAAUCCUGAUAUUUUCCCGAGUGAUGGAAUUCAUUCCUCUGGUUCCAUCGUGAUGACACCUCAACCAGAAUCUAGUUCAUGGUAUAUGCCUGACAUGAAUUGUUCUGUUACUUUUGCUACUGAAUCGAAUCAUUAUAUUUUAUUGACUUUUUCCAAUGUCAGUUUGAGGAAUUCAAGUAUGGACAACUUGACAGUUUUUUAUGAUAGUGGAAAUUCUAAUGCUAUUCUUGCUGGACAGCAAGUAUGCUCCAAUGAAAAUUGUGAAGGUCUGAAAUUUGAAUCUGGAAACUUCAACAAUAUGACGUUGAAGUUCAUCAGUGCUAAUGUAACAGUGCCACAGAAUGUAACAGGAUUCAAAGCACAUUAUACUGUUUAUGAUUUAGCAAAUCCUUUGACUGGAGCUUGUCGCGACAAGCACAAAUUUUUAUGUGAAAACAAGCAUUGCAUUUUGUAUAAUUUUGUGUGUGAUGGGCACAAUAAUUGUGGUGAUCUGUCAGAUGAGACCAAAUGUGAAAUUCCAGUUAAAGAUACUGUUUGGGGAAUAGUAGCCAUUGUUGGGGCCAUUUUGGCUAUUAUUAUAUUUGUCCCUUGCAUGAUUUACUUGGCUUUUUCUGGCACGCAAAAUAUUGUGAAAUUAGUAACUUUACCAAAUGAUCCGACUCCAUUGUUAAAUGCUGCAGACUGUGGGGAAUCAUCUAGUCUUUUGACAUCUUCUGAAGCUGCCAAUAUCUGCUGGCCAGGAACAUCUUAUGAUUCAUGCAAUUAUGGAACUGUUCAGCAUAAUGAAUAUUCUGUUAAUACUGAAUCAAAGAAGAUUCGUUCACCUUCUCAAAUUCAGGAAUCGCAAGAGAACAAAUUUUUAUAAUAAUGGAUAUUAGUAUAAAAAUUUGUUACAUUAAUUUAUUCUGAGUGCAACAAUUUAUAUUUCUUAAAUAUAUUUCCAUUUCGUACCUUUAAAUAGCUGCAAAAAAUUUAAGGUUUUUUUUAUAUGUUAAAAUACAUGUUUUUAAAUGGUCUUUUAAAAAAAUAGUCCUUAUAGCAAUAAAUAACUUUAACGAAAUUAAAUUCAGCUGUUGUUUCAUAUUUCUGAAUUAAUUAAUUAGUUACAAAUUUUAAAUAUUAUUAAGCUAUUCUCUUUAAGCUAUUCUUUUCUUCUUCCUCUUCUUAUUACUAAUGGAAAAAACUCAUGUGCAAAAGUUUGCUUAUUUCAUUUUAUUAUUUUUUAAAGGAAAUAUUGUUUUAAUUUUUGUAAUGUUCUUCAAUGCAUGUUCUCUGUUUAAUUUUGAAUUAAUUCAAGCAGCUUACUUGGCAGUUUAUUUUCAGCUUACUUUGCAGCUGAAACGUUUUAUUUAAUAUUGCCAAUUUCAAAACAAUCACAAUUUUAAAUUAUUCUCUUUUUAAGCAGUUAUUUGCUUACAUUGUAAUGUAAUAUGUGUUUUGUAAGAUUUUCAAGUAUUAGCUUGGAAAACAACAAUUUUGUAUUUGUGAUGUUUGUAUUGAAGUAUUUUAAAUAUUUUUAAUAAUAUAUUUGUGUAUCAAGAAUUAGAAUAUUGACACUGUGUAGUUAAAAUUUUUGUCCCAGUGCUGGAAUAAUUUAGAUUCAUAUAGCUGUGAAUGAUCUAUGUUUCAACAAAAGUAGGAAUUUUUUAAGAAAGUAAUAAUUAGAGAAACAAAUGUAACCAAGUUGAGAUAAGCUUGCUUUCUUAAAGUUGUGUAUUUUGUAAUAACCUGCAGUAUAUUGAAUGUUUGGAUAUCUUUAAUGUUUUGUGUUGAGCUUUCUCUUUUGUAAUCUUAUCAGAUUCAUUCAUUUAUAGUUACUGUUUAAGUAAUUUACAAUUCUUGUUGAGUUAUUGUUUGUUAGGCUUAUUUUUAGGUUUUUAUUGUAUGGUUUUUAGGAAAUCCAGUUACUUGCUUUGGAUUAUGUUUGUUUAUAUCUAUCAUUUUUUAUGUUUUUUAUCAACUAAUAUACAUUAUUCACAGUUAUAGAGAUAAUCUGUAUUGCCUUUUUUAUAUGUAUAUAUAUUCUUUCUAAUUUUUUCCAAAAGUGGUGAGAUGUACAGAAUUUUGAGUAACAUUUUAACUUUCAGUUCUUACUCAUUGCUUUGGUUUUAAGGGUUUUGUAGAUGAAAAGAACUUAGCUGUCAGAAGUACAUAUAUACAUAACGAAUAAUUAGAAUAAGAAUAAAUUAAAAUAUUUUGUAAAGAAAUGUGUUUAAAACUCUUCAAUUUAUAAUGGUUAUCAUACUUGUUUUCUUAAAAUAGAAAUAUUUUCAUUUCUUUUAAAGUGUGUGUGUGUGUAUAUAUAUAUACACACUUAAAAAAGCAUUAAGAUGUUUUGUGUGCCUAGCAUUCUCAAUCUACAGAUAUCUGCUGAUAUAUUUAGCUAUAAAUAAUUUUACUAAAGUUUUUUUUACAAUUUUUUUUAACAUUCCAUUUUACUUUUUAAAGAUAAACGAAUCUUAUGUAUGUAUUUGUCCAGAUUAUGCUUGCCUUCUUUCUUUAUAAUUGAGCUUUUAAAAAAUUUGCCAUUAACUUUCGUUAUAGAAAACAUUUUGUGACCUAAAUUAAUCCGAAAAUUUUAUUGUCUCCUUUAAAUAAGUAAAUGUACUUCUAUUUAAAAAUGAGUUAUUUUUUAAUUGAACAUCUUUUUGCUUAGCAACUUUAAUUGCAACACUUCAAAGUAGUAUUAUUUUCAAAACAGCUCUAGCUUAAUAAUAUUAAAGAAUUGAGAAGAUAGUGAUUGUGAAUAUCAUAUUUUAAGGUGCCCUUCUUUAUGUCACCCAUAAUUUAUUUCCCACAUUGUUAUAUUAUUUUGUUUUAUACUAGGUGUUAUAUCAGUGCAAUUACUCUAAUGCAUGGAUUAAAACUGAAUUUAUAGCUUUAAUUUUUUACAUAUGCUCUUUAUCAAUGUAUAAGCUUCUAUUUAAAACAAAUGUUUAUUAAUAGAAAUCUGUACACAUAUUAAUUUAGUUAUUUUGGAUAAUCAUAUAACAUAUUAUGCAUUUUGUGCAAUAUUUUGAAAUGGCAUAGAAUAAAUUAUUAAGCAGGUAGCUCUAUAAAAUUCUCUUUGAAAAUUUGCUGUCUAUUUUGAAGUGGAUUAAUUGUGAAGAAAUUUUAUUUUUAGAAUAUUUGUAAUCUUAUUUCAUUAUUUAUGAACUCUAGUACUAUGUGAAUAUGCCUGCUUAUGAAUAUACUUUCAUUCAUAUGCCUGUAUUUUUUUUUUCCUAUUUUUUAAUUUUAAACCAAAGAAACUAAAAACAGUUUAGGUAGAAUAAUCUGUUUCUUAUGUAUAUAACAAAAAAUGAGGAUAAGAUAUGUUUCUUUUGAUGCAAAGUAAAACUGAGAAAUUGUUAUUAUUGCUUAUAAAUUAUUAAUCAAACUUCAGUAUGUAUAAGGACUUAAUUAUUUUAUGUAUCUUUAUGAGACACAUAUAUUGUUAUCUUGGAUACACUGCAUAGAAGUAUAUCAUAAUUUCGAUUAUUUUUCUCUAUCUGUAAUUAUAUAUAUUGCAACAAUAUAGUCUGAUUUACUAACAUCCUGUAUCAGGUGCUAUCUCUGAGAAGUGAAAUAUUUCAAUGUCCCAUAAAUGUUUACAUAUCAGUGCAUUUGGCACUUAGAUGUUCGGCAAUAAUUUUAAAAGAUAAAUGCCGUUGAAGAUACCAAUUUUAAAACUAAUGGCUUCUACUAUUUUAAUGUAUACAUACAGUGUCAUUUUUAAUGUUGUUAUUCAAAGAAAAUUGUAAUAGUGAUUCAGUAAAUUAUAAUCAACUGUAAUAAUAAAUAAUAACUUAUUAAUUAUAUUUGUUAUAAUGAUUAAUUUAAACAAAUUCUUGAAAAAGAAACUUUUUGUUUCUUUCUUUCUUUCCAAGUCUUCACUUUUAAUAUGUGAAUGUUUCAUAAUUAUUUCAUAAAAAAUUAGUAAAUAUCAAAUAUUUCUAUUUUGUUUGGUGUUUUUAAUAUUACUUUGGAUCUGAAUUAUUCAUCAUCUAAAUUAUUUUUUCCUAGUAAUCAUGAAAUUUGUGAUUUUAAUGAAAUUUUUAUUCCUAUGUUUUGUUGACUUUCAUUUUCUAGUUAUAUUUUCCCCCUGCAGAAAACCCUGUGACAUUAUUAUAGCCAGUAAUUUAUAAUCGGUGAUAUUAUCUUAUGUUUGCAUAUAUUGUGUAAUAUACCGAUUUAUCAGUAUUAUAUUUAUAGUAUUCUUAUUUAUCAGUGAUAUAUGUACAUUUCAUGUUCUGAAAGUUACUGUUACAAAAUAGAAAAUAAUUUGUUGUAAGGUCACAAAGAAAUUGUAUAUUUAAGGUUUUAUAAAGAAUUUUUUAAAAUUAAUUUUUUAUGUAGUCCCAAUUUAUAUUCCUGUGAUAAAACAACUGUUAUAUUGACACGUGCCUUGUGUAAAUA